This is a messenger RNA of Drosophila busckii, 1631 nucleotides long. RefSeq names its product GPI mannosyltransferase 2 (gene PIG-V). Bases 115 to 1461 code for a protein of 448 amino acids. Gene Ontology annotation, molecular function: GPI mannosyltransferase activity; alpha-1,6-mannosyltransferase activity. Gene Ontology annotation, cellular component: mannosyltransferase complex; endoplasmic reticulum membrane. The transcript is spliced from 2 exons. NCBI's taxonomy places the organism in Eukaryota, Metazoa, Arthropoda, Insecta, Diptera, Drosophilidae. Gene Ontology annotation, biological process: GPI anchor biosynthetic process. The record is from RefSeq and is a predicted model, not a curated record.
UAGUUUAGUGUCAAGUUCAAUGUAGUAUUAACACUUGACACACUCCGAAAAAAAUCUUCAUUAUCAAUACAAGUAUCACCUUAACUACAGCAACAUAUCAAACAGCAAUAAAAAAUGACACUAAAGGUUACAAAACUAGCGCUUGCGAGCCGUCUCAUUGUACUGGGCGUGCAACUGUUGGCCAACAUCAUAGUGCCGGAUCAUAAGCCCGAUGUGUUUAGAAUGCCGACGCCCAACUAUACCACAGGCUCUGUACCACUGCUAGAUAAGCUGGUGCAGUACUCUUUGGGCGGUCUGCGGCAUUGGGAUGGCGAAUACUUCUUACAUAUAGCCAACUAUCUGUAUACAUACGAGAACACACUGGCCUUUUACCCCCUCUACCCAGUUGUGGUGCGAUACGUGGCACUCGCUUGCUAUUCACUCAGAAUGCCACUAUCACUGUACUCACUUACAUUUGUCGUGGCUGUCGUGCUGAAUGUGUGGCUCUUCUGUGAGGCGGCUAACAUGCUCUACCAGCUUACGCAAUGCGUCUUCAAUGAUCUAAACAAAAGCUGGCAUGCGGCGCUUGUCUUCUGCUUCAAUCCUGCAAGUAUUUUCUUCAGCGCCAUUUACUCGGAGUCGCUUUUUGCGUACGCCAGCUUUAUGCUCAUGCUGGAGUGCGUCAAGCCCAAGCAGGAGUUCAAGUAUCUACGCAUUUGUCUUAGCCUGACCGCCUGCCUCACAUGCCGCUCCAAUGGCCUGGUAGCGCUUGGCUUUCCUCUAUACUUCUUUGUGCGCCGCCUUGUGCUCAGCUGCCAUCCCAGGCGUCGUCGACAGAUCAUGAAGAUGUCAAUGGCCAUAUUGAUUCCUCUAGUCAUUUUACAUACGUAUUACUUCUAUAUAUACCGACUGUACUGCAUUCCCAGCAAGAAGUUGAAGCAUCCGCAGAAUAUUCAGGACUAUGCCAGCGAACGCAAGUAUCUACUGUCGGGAAAAGGACCACUUGAAUCUCCCUGGUGCCAGUAUACAUUGCCAUUUCCAUACAGCUAUGUACAAUCCAACUAUUGGGAUGUGGGAUUCCUGCGUUACUAUCAGUGGAAGCAGUUUCCCAAUUUCAUGCUCGCCCUACCCAUGUUGGUCUUCAUGCACUGGCAUUGCUAUAACUAUCUUCGUCAGCUAAUCACCAAGAUCUGGCCACAAGCAGCCGCCUGGCGGGACGUGCUUAAAGCACAGAAGGCAUUACCAUUUGUACUGCACGGCACCUUCCUAACUCUUGUAUGUGCACUCUUCGUACACAUCCAGGUGUCGACGCGUUUAUUGGCAUCAGCCACGCCAAUAUUCUAUUGGUUUGCCGCGGAUUACUUGCCCAAGCCGCUGGCUUUGCUCUCAUUGCGUUCUAAGGCAGGUGCUCUAUUCGUUUGGUGCAUUUUGUAUGGCGCUUGCGGCACGGUUCUGUUUAGCAACAACUUUCCCUGGACAUAAAUUCAAUGUGGAUUGGCCAAAGCUUGUAUUAUAGCCAAAGAGACUGCACGUCCGUUAGUGUUAGAUAUUAGUACGUAAAUAAUUUUACAUACAUGCGCUUAAAGCCAUGUGUUGACCACCAAAAUGUAAUAAUCCUACACCGUAAAUUGAAAAUUGAAUAAAUGUUUGGA